Molecule: messenger RNA, 1077 nt
Organism: Trichomycterus rosablanca
Lineage: Eukaryota; Metazoa; Chordata; Actinopteri; Siluriformes; Trichomycteridae
Gene: cstpp1
Product: centriolar satellite-associated tubulin polyglutamylase complex regulator 1
Exons: 9
Coding region: 11-985 (324 amino acids)
Source: RefSeq, a predicted model, not a curated record
CAUCAAUAAAAUGAACCCGGAUCGCUUCACCCUGUCCGCUGAAGAAUAUUUAGCAGAGAGCAGUGCACUGUUUUAUCUGAACGAUGCUGUUACACAGUUCCUGCAGCACAGAGAUGAAUUCAUCCAGUUUGGCAUCGUCCGAUACUUCGCUGAAUAUUUUACUAGUGUAAAGAACGGGAAUCAUGUUCUUUUUAGAGAAUUCAGCUAUGUUAAGGCAACACCACACAACAGAGCUUCCUUCAUCCACAUCUUCUGGAAAUGCUUUAGACAGAUUGGAAAGAAUGGAGAUCUGCUGACCACGUUGGAGUACACUUCACUGCUCCAUCUUAUAUGUCUGGACUUUCCUGCUGAAAUAGUACAAAAUACAGCCAAGAUUGUUCUGAUGGACGAUGCUGUGGACUGUGUUAUGUCGCUUUCAGAUUUUCUCUACGCUUUUCAAAUCCAGUUCUAUUAUGAAGAGUUUUUGGAGAAUGUGUUGGUGAUGUAUGAGGACCUGUUGGAGGGAAAGAACCCAAACACUGUUAUUGUCCCCACGUCCACAUCAGCUGAACCAAUAUGCAGUGAGGAGACGGACACUCAGGAGGGCGUCGAUUCCUCUGUCCUCCUCGAGUGUAUUAAGGGACUGUGUGAGCGCUUCAAACCAAAAUAUCCACCCCUUUCUGCAAUAACAGACAUUCUGGAGAGCAACACAAGAAUCUCCUACUACAGCUUCCUGAUGGCUUUAUCCAAACAUGAAGGAAUCAACCAGGGCAUCGGUGCUCUUCCAAACAGAUCAGACCUGUUGAUCGACCCAGAGAUGGACCAGGAGUUGGAGAGGCUUGUUGCUCAGGUUGCUGUCAGUCCGACGUCUAACAGCAGCAGCAGUGCAGUGGGACUAAGGGAACCGUGCAGGAAACCAUCACCCCGAAAAUCCUUGCACCAGCGCAAAAGGAUUGAAAUGGAAAGCGACGGAUCCACAGAGGAAACUGAUUCCUCGGAAAAUUAGUGAUGUUAGAGAGUAGGAUACCAGAAUCAAACCCAGUCAACAUGCUACUGUCUGUGUCUGUUUAUACAAUAAACCCAAUCAGCUUGACUUGA